AUUUUUCUUUUUUCUAUUCGGGUGAAAAGUAAUAGUUUUUUUCUUUUAAAUGGAAGGUUUGCCUCUUCUACCAGGAUACACAUUCGGAGAUCCUACGAAAACAAGAUAUCACCGUUCCCAGUGUUUUGAUUUUAGAGGAGGAUAUGCCUUCCCAAAGACAACAUGUUUUGGCAUUGGGAAAGAACCUCUUGAUGUGGAUUCAGUAGCAUUCUUGAAAGAUGAUGACACUAUCAAGUGUGAUCCAGUGUUAACAUAUGGCAUCUUAAAAAGACCAGUUUUUCCUUCAUUCCAUCCACAUUUUGAAAUUUAUGAUAAAAAGGCUCUUAAUUUUAAAGCUUACUUCAAACAAUCUGUUUUUGAGUCACCAGUGGAACAUUAUCGUGUAAGGCAUGUCAACAUUGUCUAUUUUCUUGAGAAUGAUACAAUCACUGUCAUGGAACCACCAACUGAAAAUAGUGGCUUCAGCCAGGGGAGACUUGUAAGGCGUGGAAAAAUCCCAAAAAAAGAUACUGGACAGUUCUGGCACUGGAAGGACUUUAAUAUUGGAAUGGAUGUACCAAUGUAUGGAUUUAUUUUCCACAUAGUUGACUGUGAUGCCUUCACUAAGAAAUAUCUCACUAGCCAAGGCAUUGAAUUACGACCCCCAGAAGAUAUGCCUCCUGACCCUUAUACCAUUACUAGGAAGAUGAGCACUCAGCCUAAAACAAGAGUGACACAUUUUGUUGAUGAUAAACUGCGCCGAUUUCUGGAAUAUGAUCGGAGGAUACUAAGACUGUAUGCUGUUUUAGAAGAAAAUGAUGCUGAAUGUGAAGAAUUAAAACCUUUUAUUAUUUAUUACUUCCUUGUUGAUGACUGUGUUGAAAUCAAAGAGGUCCAUGGGAAGAAUGAUGGAAGAGACCCUGUGCCUUUACUUCUUAAAAAGACCAAGUUGCCCAAAAACUGGAAUGAUUUGCCUGCAACAUUUCCUUCUUCAUAUCUUGAAACGUCAGAGGCAGAAGUCACUGAAUAUUACACACCAGUGGAUUUUGUAAUUGGAAACACAGUUUCCAUUUUUGGGAGAAGGUUCCUUAUUUAUGACUGUGAUAAGUUCACUCGAGAUUAUUUUGAGAAUGUGCUAAGAGUUCCACUAAGAGACCCAAUAAAUGUGUUUAAGAAGCAAACAGUAAAACCGAUGAGGGUUUAUCCUCCGCAUCUUGGAUUUGGGACCCCACAGGAUUCACUGCAGUCUUGCCUGUCUCUUAUGCCCAAGCCACCCAAGAAAGAUAUUUUGCGCUACAUUCAGAAUGCAAAUAAGGUUCUGCGAUAUACAGCUGAGAUGGAAUGGUCUCAUCCAGAAGAUGAAGGGCGAAAAUUUCAAAUUUCGUAUUCAUUGAGUGACUGUAAAAUAACGAUUUAUGAACCACCUGUUAGAAAUUCAGGAAUUAUUGGAGGGACCUUCCUGAGGGCCACUCUUGUGCCAAAGGAUGGGGCCAGCCCCGAUUUUCCUGAGUAUUACACUCCUGCUGACUUCUAUAUUGGUGCAGUUGUAACAAUUUUCAAUCAUCGUUUCAAAAUUACGGGUGCAGACCUCUUUGUGUACCAUUACAUGCAGCAAAAUCAGGAUAAAUUUAGCCCUGAUAUUAUUGAUAACAUGCGCAAUUACAUGGUUCGACAAGGAUUUUUGAAAGAAGAGAUCCAGGAGCUCAUGAAGAAAUACCUAGAAGAAGAGGAACAGUGA
Messenger RNA from Schistocerca nitens (vagrant locust), 1717 nucleotides. Its product is annotated as EF-hand domain-containing protein 1-like. Gene Ontology annotation, molecular function: alpha-tubulin binding. Bases 50 to 1717 code for a protein of 555 amino acids. The transcript is spliced from 12 exons. NCBI's taxonomy places the organism in Eukaryota, Metazoa, Arthropoda, Insecta, Orthoptera, Acrididae. Gene Ontology annotation, biological process: mitotic cytokinesis; cilium-dependent cell motility; mitotic spindle organization. Gene Ontology annotation, cellular component: mitotic spindle; axoneme. The record is from RefSeq and is a predicted model, not a curated record.